AUGGCGGAAUUUCAGGAAUUUAUUCGUGAACUGGAAGGCGACGAGAACCUGGACCUCUACCGAAAAGAAUACGUAAAACUUUUCCAAAAAUUACAGAUAUCCGAAGCGCAUAAGAAGAAGCUCCGCGCAACAUGUCGGGGUCAAGAGGCGAAGAUAGCAUCGAACAAAGUCAAACUGGAUACUGCUCGCAAGUUGAUCAAAGAUGAUGAAUCUCUUCUCUCCGCCCUGCAGAAGGACGUAAACCUCGCUUGGCAAAGAUCGAACCUGGCUUCAGACAGAGUUCUUGAGCGCAAAGAGACGAUUGAAGCUUUGCAGCAUGAUAUUUCAAACUUGAAGGAUCAUCUCAUGCAGGGAACAUCUGCUGAAAGUAUGAAUUUGGAUGAUCUGAUGAAAGAAAAAGAGGAGCUGACCCGGGAACGGGAUGAACUCCUAAAUGAAGCGGCCAUUGUGAGAGAGAGUAUCACAAAGACCAUGUCUGAUCUACAAGAGAUGGAGCUCCUGCAAGAAAAGGCCAUGGAAGCAAUCACUAAGCUUCAGAAGGACAGGCAGGCCUGCCAGGACGAGUGCUCCAGCACCACUCUGAGGAAGGAGAAGGCAGAGCAGGAGCUGCAGCAGCUCCACAGAGAAGAAGACGAGAAGCACCAGGCCAUCAGGGAGCUGAGCGCAAAGUGUGAGCAGAGCCAGGAGGAGCAGCUGAGGCUGCAGGAGAAACUCCAGGCCGACAGGACUCUCAUCGAGGCAGUCACAAAGAACCUGGAGGACCAGCUAGCCAAGAACGCCCAACUGGCCCUGGUGAACGAGCAGGCUGCUCAGAGGGUGGAGCACCUGUCCUUGGAGAACCAGCAGAGGACAUCUGAUCUGAAGACCUCAGAGGAAGAGACUGAGACCGUGUGUCAGGAGAUAUCCCGGCUCGAGCUGAUAAAAGAGAACAACCAGAAGAAGCUCCACCAGCUCGAGGACCUCAAGACGGAGUCUGAGCAUCAGAGAGACAUGCUGAAGAGCCAGACAGCUGGUUUGGAGACAGAAAUUGAGUUUGACCAAAAGCAGAUGAAGAUUGAUAACAAGGCCAUCAGGGAGUUGAUGCGUGAGAAAGACAUUCUGAACAAGAACCUAAUUAAGGCCUCCACGGCGGCGAAGAAGCAACUGUGCGUGGUGAAGCUUCACGAGCAGUCCAAGAAGAACCUGGAGCAGGAGAUCAAGAGCUACAAGGACGAAGCUCGGAAGCAGCUGAAGAUAAUCGCCCAGCAUGAGAAGGAGCGAGACCACUACAUCAGUGAAGCUGAUUCUAUCCUGGAUGAGGUCCACCACAUAACGGAGGAGACCCGAGAGCGGGAGGUGGAGAUCUUUGAGUACAGGAAGAAGAUAGGUGACGUGGAGAAGGAAGUUAAACAUCAGCAGCAUCUGUAUGAGGCUGUGAGGUCUGACAAAACCAUUUACAGCAAACAGCUCAAUGAGAUGCAGGGCGAGAUGAGCGAGAUGAAGACGCAGCUGAAGAUGAUGCAGUGUGACGCUGACCAGCUCAAGGAGGAGCUGCACGAGAAGGGAUCUGCUUUCGAGAAGGAAACUCUCGAGUUGCUCAACGUGGAGGACGAGAACACGCGGCUAAAGGUGGACCUUGAUAAACUGAAGGAGCAGGUUCAUGAGACGAAGCAUGUCAUUGAAGCUCAAGAAGCAGAAGAGAGCAAGCUUCUCAAGGUCCUAGACGAUACUGACACCGAGCUGGUCACACAGAGAAAGCAGUUGAGCCAGGUGAUCCGCGAACGGGAUCACCUGGGCAGGCAGCUGGUGGAGCGCGAUAAGGAGUUGGAGUCCCUGUACAUGAGGAUGAAAAUCCAGCAGGACGUGAUGAGUAAACGUGAGAUGCUCUACAACGAGAUGUCCGACAAAACCCAGGUGCUGAAGGAUGACAUCAAAAAGCUGGCCAAAGAGAAGAAAAUUGUGGACAAAGAAGUGUCAAAUAUCGAAGAUCUCCGGCGUGAGGUGAAUCAUUUACAGAAGGACCUGCUUCAGGAGCAGAUGAUGUGCAAAGUCUUAGAAGAAGACAUUCAGAUUCCGAAGAAUGUUCACCGAUGGAGGAACCUUAAGAUCUGUGACCCUGCAACCUACGAGCUGCACCAGAAGAUUCACCACUUGCAGAAGUGCCUGAGUACAACGUCUAAGCAGGUAGAAGAAACAGAGGUCUUAUUACAGCAGAGGCAGAAAUCGUAUGUGCAGCUCAAGCAGGAUUUGGCCCGUCAGCCAGGUCCAGAGGUUGCCGAGAAAAUUAAGAACUACCAGCAGACCCUGAGGGAUAAGAAAACACAGCUCAGGGAACUUCGAUCAAACUUAGACAUUUACAGGUCACAAAAAAAGGAGCUAAAUAAGAAGAUUGACUUCCUGGAUCGCGAGCUGGGAAAGGUGAAGAAGGAGUAUAUUGCUAAGAAGCGCAGAGAGCUGCAGUCCAGCACCAGCCAGAAAAAAAAUAAGGCGCCAUCUUCCCAGAAUGUUGUGUCUGUCCAGGACUCCGCCUCCCUCCACCUCACGAACAUGUCAGGCGCAAGCCUAAACCAGAGGGUGGACCGCCUGUCGGCAGGGUGUCUGCGUGUCUCUGCCUGCACCCGCACCUCUAAGCGCUAGCGACAAUUCAAUACGGAUUGGCCUGGAAGCCUGUGGCCCUCUGAACGCCAUGAAACUGCUGGUCUGUUCUCACCAGCAACCGCUUCGAUACAGUUGAAGACAUGGAGAAAAACACCUCACAGUUUUUAUAUUUCCUAACUGCUUGACUUUUGUGUUCAUCAAAUAUGCCCACAAAGCCAAAUUUUAAGCUCUGCUGUUGCAUUUUCUCUCCUGCCUCUCUUACCACACAAGGUGGCAGCACUACACUAUAUAACAUGUUUUAUUACUGUUUGACAGGUUUUAAUGCUACUCACUGUGUCUAAUUUACAGGAAUAAAAUAAAUAUGUUUCAAUAAAA
Messenger RNA from Conger conger (European conger), 2952 nucleotides. RefSeq names its product cilia- and flagella-associated protein 58-like. The transcript is spliced from 18 exons. NCBI's taxonomy places the organism in Eukaryota, Metazoa, Chordata, Actinopteri, Anguilliformes, Congridae. The record is from RefSeq and is a predicted model, not a curated record. Bases 1 to 2616 code for a protein of 871 amino acids. Gene Ontology annotation, cellular component: cytoskeleton.